Molecule: messenger RNA, 3473 nt
Organism: Epinephelus fuscoguttatus (brown-marbled grouper)
Lineage: Eukaryota; Metazoa; Chordata; Actinopteri; Perciformes; Serranidae
Product: inositol monophosphatase 1-like
Exons: 9
Coding region: 183-1022 (279 amino acids)
Biological process (GO): signal transduction; inositol metabolic process; phosphatidylinositol phosphate biosynthetic process
Molecular function (GO): inositol monophosphate 1-phosphatase activity
Source: RefSeq, a predicted model, not a curated record
UAGCCGUCACUGUUUGUUUUCUUUAUACGAGUUCAUUCGCGUAAAAGCUAACUAGCAUAGAGAGCUAAUUCAGCUAACCUCACAACGCUCUCAGCGUUAUUAACAGAUUUACCUGCUGCUCAGGAACUUAAACUGUAACUAUCCGGGAAUAUAAGGUUAAUAACUCCUCAUCCACAAUCAACAUGAGUGAUGCUUGGCAGGAGUGUAUGGAUCACUGUGUGGAGGUCACCAAAAAGGCUGGCAAGAUGAUCCGCGAGGCGCUCCAGAAGGACAUCGCCGUCAUGCAGAAGAGCUCGCCAGUUGACCUGGUGACCGAGACGGACCAGAAAGUGGAACAGCUCAUUAUAUCCACCAUCAAGGAAAAGUACCCCACUCACAGCUUCAUAGGUGAGGAGUCAGUCGCAGCAGGUGCUCCCAGCAUGCUAACCGACAAUCCCACUUGGAUCAUCGACCCGAUUGAUGGUACCACCAACUUUGUUCACAGGUUCCCAUUCGUGUCUGUAUCAAUCGGCUUCACCGUGAAGAAAGAGAUAGAGUUUGGGAUUGUCUACAGCUGCAUCGAGGACAAAAUGUACACAGCACGGAAAGGGAAGGGUGCAUUCUGCAACGGAGAGCCCAUCAAAGUGUCUGGACAAGAAGAUAUUAGCCAGUCUCUGGUGCUGACAGAAAUGGGCUUCAAGAAGGAUCCUGAGCAGUUCAAAACAAUGCUGGCCAACAUCAGGACCAUCCUCACCAUACCUGUACAUGGUAUCCGCUCCCCGGGCAGUGCAGCUGUCAACAUGUGUCUGGUGGCGUGUGGAUCAGCUGAUGCUUACUACCACAUGGGCAUCCACUGCUGGGACAUGGCUGGAGGAGCAGCGAUUGUUACCGAAGCUGGAGGAGUUAUCAUGGACAUCUCAGGUGGACCGUUUGAUCUGAUGUCACGGAGGCUGAUCAUCGCCAGCAGCAAAGCCAUAGCAGAGCGCAUCGCCAAGGAGAUAACAGAGUUUCACGUCGGCAGGGACGACGCAGAUGGCCAGUAAAUUCUCUAUCAUCUCAUCACCAACUUUACAGUUAUUUAAUCACCGACUGUUUUGUAUUAACAAGUUACGAUUCCGUCUUUGCCUUAAGAACCAAACGAUAAAGUUACCUCUAAAGAACAAUCUGAAGUUUGUCAGCACUUGAGACUUUUAGCCCUCUCUCUGCUUUCUUUAUAAGUCACUGUUGUAUUUCUGCACUUAGUCAUUCACAGAUUUAGACUUUUUAUUCUGUUGUAACUUGGAAAGAAAUGAUGUGAUUGUGUUGACAGAAUUAUACCUGUGUGUCCAAAUUCACACUAGUUUUACUGUAUUGUUGUUUAACAAUUAGCCAGUUUUUAUUUGGAUUUUUGUUUCUAUUUAUUUGUGUGGACAGUGCAGUCAGAACAUGAUCACUGACAAAGUACCUCCUUACAGCACCAUUGGAAUAUUUUUAGGAGAAAUGUGUUCAGGUUUUGAUUAAUAAUAUUGUUAUUCCACAAAGGAUUUCAUCUUAGGGUAUUGUAUUUAUUAAAGAUGCAUUUGUUUACUUGGUAAGAAAGUUAGUUUCAGUGCCAUUACAUUACUAUUUCCUCUGAAUUUUCUGUCACAUAUAUCAUGUUACAAUUUUGCAUGUUCAUAGUAAACGUGGCCAAAGUUUCAAAUAAUUAGGUAAAUGUAUGUAAAAGUAAUCCCUGUGAGCAGAAACCUCAGGCUUCAACCUUUUCUGAAUAUUUGGUUUCCAGUGAUUUUUCUAGUUUGGCUACAAGAUAACGCCAGCUCAUGACUUUUUAUGGUCAUCUGCUUCAGGCUCGCUACUGCAAGUGUUUACAUUACAGACACUGCUACAAGUAGCUACAUGCUAACGUCAGGGAAACAUAUAAUCUUGGUUGCUGAUUUUGUUCGUUUUUCCCAGAUUUUAGAUCGUACUCCUGUUGGAACAUGUCCGGUUGCUAAUAUUUUGGUUUAAAAGCUUUUAUUGGUAAUUUUUAAUGGGAGAACGUGCUGCUAUUCAUAAUCAUUCCCAAACUACAAGUAAGCUGCUACAUGAAGCUACAUGCUAACAUCAGGGAAACAUGAAAUCUUGGUUGAUAUUGAUGUUAUUUUUUCACCCGUUUUGGAUCUUAAGCGGGAUUUAUAUUUGUGUGGCAGACCCUAUGCCAUAGCCUACGCACAUGGCCUACACUAGUCGGCGACUGAGAUUUCAUGUUAAGUGCUGUAAAGUUUAGUUGAUUGAAAACACACCCAAAACACAUUAAAUAAGGCUUAAUAGAGACAGUUUCAAACACAAGUACACAAUUUGGCUUCACAGUAACUCGCAGCAUUCACAGACAAAGCACUUGUCUUUAUCUGGACACAUUUCCUCCACCAAUACAACAUGUUAAUGUUAUUAACACAGGCCUAUGGCAUUUUACAUUAUAUAAAUUAGCCUAGCAGCUAGCAGACUUUCCCUCUUCUCAUAUGAAACCAGGGACAAUAGCAACAUUUAACAAAGGUAAAGUUACAAAAUUCGGCUCCAUUACAACUCACAAGGUUCACCGACAAAACAACUGUCUUAUACUAAACACUCGUUCCAAACAAAUAUAACAUGCUAACAUUAUUAGCACAAGCCUAAGGCAUUUUAUAUUGUAUAAAUUAGCCUAGCGCUGAGCAGAGAUUUUUUUCUGCCUGUAUGAACCCAGGAUAAAUCCCUAAGUAUACAUCACAUGCAAGACUUCAAAUUAUAUUUUUGUGGAGGCUCUAUUGUCUUCACAAUUGAUUGUUUCUUAAUUGUGAUAAAAGCUUCCUUUCUACUGAGGGAAAUGGUUUUAGCUUACAAAAAUAGACAGAAGGUCUGCGUCGCCACAAGAUGUAGUUACAUUUCUGAGGAGGUGCAUGUCAGGCUACGGCGUAGGCUCUGCGCCAACGUAGAGUCUAUGUUAUAGGUAUUGCGUCGAUUCAACACAUAAGUAUAUAUUCCGCCUUCUUCCUACUGGAACAUGUACGACAGCUUUUAUUGGUAAUUUUUCACUGUAGAAAAUGUGGCUUUAAUCUGUUGCAAUCAUUCCCUGGCUGCUGUUAUGAAAUAGAGAUGUUGAUAUACGGAACACCUGGAAAUGCUGACCUAUCAGAGCAGACUGGGCUUUUUUGGGAGGGGGAUUUAAAGAGAUGGGCCCCAAAAGGGACAUUUAAAACAGAGAGUGAAUGCAGGUGCUCCAGCACAGACAGUAUGGGAAACAAAAUCCUUUCUGACCAUUAAAGCCUGUAAACAUGUUCUAAUAGAAAUACAAGCAUGAGCCUGAAAAUGAGCAUAAUAGGUCCCCUUAAAUACAAGAAUAUGGACACCAAACAGUGUUUACGGAUACCUACUGUACUGUAUAACUGUGUCUUUAUCAAGUCUGAAAUAAAAUAAUGGAGUUCUUGAAAAUGUGCUUAAAUGUUUUUAAAUGGGUGGUCUGUAAGGAUGUAAUAACAAGGAAUAAAGAGCCCUAUAAAUAA